CCCCGAACGUACCCAUUGUAAUGGAUGUUCAUGGACGUAUAUAACAUUGAACGGAGUUUUUGAACAUUGCUGCUAAUGCAAUCUAUGCAAUCGAUCGCGUAUUGAUUGGUUAUAAUUUCAACAUAUAGUUUAUUUUUGCAUUUAAUACUUGAUAAAUAGACAUUGUCUUUAAUAACAAAUAUAGACCGAAUCGUUCCCGCAUGUACUAGGGACGAGUGCCAUAAGGACAAAAAGAUUGCUUAGUGUAAACGUGGUGGUGAUAAUUUGUGUUUUUAUUAUGUAUCGCCUUCUGGAUGCUGGUACUUUACAACAUGCAGUCAACAAGUAUAAAGAUAAUAGAAAUCAUGAGAUGGAAAACGUCUUACGGUCUUGCGUUGAUAUAAAUGGCAAACUUGAUGUUAUUAUGGUCCAGGAAUUUCUUAUGGAAUAUCCUGAUAAGGUUGACGCAUACGUUCCCCUAUACAGGAGAACACUCCUGCAAAUGGCCGCGCAUGAAGGUCAGCAUGAGCUCUGCAUUUGCCUUCUGGACGCUGGAGCUUCUUUAUAUGCGGUCGACUGUCUUGGAACCCUGUCUUGGACACCUUUGCAUUUCGCAGCCAAUGGUAAUCGACCAGAGAUAAUGUUUUUACUGUUAUCACGAGGUGCAUUUAUCGACGUCGUCGACAAGUAUAAAUGGAGUGCUCUGCAUAUAGCAGUUAAUAAAAUACAUGUACGAUGUGUGAGGUUACUACUGCAUUAUGAUUGUGAUGUCAAUCUCCAGAACAAUACAGGCAAUACAGCGUUGCAUAUCGCGAUCUCAUUGAAUGCACUGGACAUAAUUGAUAUAUUAUGCUCUUGUAAAAGGAUUAAUUUUAUGUUGAGGAAUAACCAAGGCUUUAGUAUUUUACAUGUCGCCGCAUCUGAAGACAACCCUCGUGUAGUGGAGAAGUUGAUUGAACACGCGCAUCAGUUGGUAGAUAUAGAAAAUGAGACAGAUGGAAAAACAGCGUUGCAUAUAGCGGCAUUGAAGGGAUACAAGAAAGUUGCGGAAAUUCUUCUCUCGCCGAUCGGCGGCCGCGCCAAGGUGGACGUACGUGACAAUCAUCAGCAAACUCCGUUGCACAAAGCGACUUGGUGGGGACAUUGGUCACUCGUUGAGCUGUUAAUACGUCACAAUGCAGACGUCUGUACUCUUGAUGAGAACGGCAACACUGCGUUGCAUUUCGCAAUAGCUCGUAUUCUGGAUCCACGGACUAUACCUACAUUUGAAAGUAGACAGGAUUCAUUGCGUAUAAAUGCUAUCUGGGAAAACCUGAUUUUAGUGCAGGAUGCAAAAGCUGAAUUAGCAUUAGCUUGUUUUUUAGUAAGCGUGGAUAGAAGUUGUAAACUCCUUGAACAGGUCAGAAACAACAAGGGCAAGACGCCGCUCGAUCUUUUGGAGGGCAGUUCACAGGCCAAUCUGUUCAUUAAUAUUUUACGAUCUUACAAAUACCAAAAUAACAGCAUACGAUUAAACUGCCCUCAGACCUUUGACGAUUCUGAACAUCUGAUCAGUGAGGACACAGAUUUUAUAAAUCAUGAAGUAAAGUUUUUAAUGAACACACCUAGUGCAGAUAUGGAUGAUGUUAUCAUUGAAUCUGUGAAGAAAUUUGAGAAGGUGGACACAUAUGCUUCCAACGGAAAGACGAUUCAGGAAAAUUCGCAAGUGGCCGCGCAACAGCGCGAGCUCUGCUCUGCCGUGGAUAGGGCUUUUUUAUAUGCGGUUGACAAGCAUGGAAAUACGUCUUUGCAUAUCGCAGCAGACGGCAAUCAAUCGAAGAAAAUGAAUAUACUGUUAUCGCAAGGUGCCUCUAUUAAUGUCGUCAACAGCUACAAACAAAGCGCUUUGCAUGUAGCAGUUAAUAAACAGCAUGUGCAAUGUGUGAAGGUACUGCUGCAUUAUCGUUGUGAUGUCAAUCUCCAGGACUCGCAGGGCAAUACAGCGUUGCACAUUGCAAUCUCGAUGGAUGCGCUAGACAUGAUCAACGCAUUGUGCUCUUGCGAAAGAAUUGACUUUAUGCUAAGAAACAAUGAAGGUUUAAACAUUUUGGAUUUUGCUGCAAGCAAGAGCAACGCUCGUGUAAUGGAGAAGCUGAUUUCGCACGCGCGUCAAUUAGUGGACGUAAAAAAUGAAUAUACAGGGAAAACAGCGUUACACAUAGUGGCAUGGAGAGGACACAGGAAUAUCGCGGCCAUUCUUCUCUCACAGAAUGGUGGCCGUGCCAAGGUAGACGUGCGUGACUGUCAUUUGCAAACUCCAUUGCAUAAAGCGACUUUUUUGGGACAUUGGUCACUCAUUGAGCUGUUAGUGCAUCACAAUGCGGACGUCAGUAAUACUGAUGAGAACGGCGAUACUCCGCUGCACUUCGCAAUAGCCCGUAUCCUGGGUUCAUGGACUAGACCUACAUUUGGAAGAAGACGGAAUUCACCGCGUAUAUAUACUAUCUGGGAAAAUCUGACUUCUGUGGAGGAUGGAAAGACUGAAUUAGCAUUAGCUUGUUUUUUAGUGAGCGUGGAUAGAAGCUGUAAACUCCUUGAGCAGGCUAGAAACAACAGAGGCAAGACGCCGCUCGAUCUUUUGGAAGGCAGUUCACAGGCGAAUCUGUUCAUCAAUAUUUUACGAUCUUACAAAUACCAAAAUAACAGCACACGAUUAGAAACUGAGAACAAUCCAACGACCAGUUACACAGAACCAUCCACAUCUCGUAUAGAUAAUGUAUCGCAAAAAGAACUAUACGAGGACGUGAAGAAUGUUAUCAAAGAGGAAAUAAUUGAAGAUGAAAUCUCUAUAGUCAAUCCAAAUGAUAAAUCGAAAAAUGUGUCGUCAGGAAGUAAACGAAAAAAGAUCUGUGAAGAAGAGAAAGAGGACAAAAAUUUAAAACGAUUACGUUAUUUGGAGAAUAAGAUUGCGAAUCUCGAGGAGAUAAAUAAAUGCGAUAUCUGUAUGGAGCGUGAUCGCAACGUUGCCUUUCUUUGUGGGCACAGAGCAUGCAACUACUGCGCUGCUCCGUUAAAGACUUGUCACAUGUGCCGCACGACGAUUAUACAGAAGAUCAAUUUAUAUUGAAAGUUCUCCGUUAUACUAACGACAUGCUGUAGAGAUAGGUUUGCAUGCAAUCCUGUUUGUCGGAACCAACAAUAUAGUAGCAAUAGUGGUAAUGAUUGGAACGGAUGGAACUAUAUCAGUCUCUACGUCGUAAAAAGUUCCUCUGUAAUUCCUGCUAAAGAUAUGAACUUUAAAUGUUCGUAUGUAUGCGAUAUUUUUGUAGGAUAUUUUUAGGGAUGAGGGUUACAGUCCUAUUUGGACAACGUGCGUCAAUGUAACCUAAAGAAUCAUGAGGCUUAUUUGACACUCGUUUGAACGAAGAGCUUUGUAUUUCACUUAUAUUAUUCGUAAAUCACUACCUCUUUAAUCGAAGGAAUUUAUAAGCAGAUGCACUGAUUUCUCAGUAGAUCAGAAAAAUGCUGGAAUUGCCAAGGUAUCUUUAAAUAAGCAUCUGCGAUUUUAAAAAUUAUCGCGUGUGAGCAUUAAUAAUGUGACAGUUAACCCUUCAUUGUCAUACCUCCGUCACUUAAUACAAUUAGUCAUGCUGAGUCCAGCUCUAUGAAAUUCGUUUGUAGUUCAAUCAAAAAGUAUUAGAGAUAUUAAUAUAAAAGAUUAAUAAUAUACUUUAAGGUUUAGAGAAUGUAUUUCAAUUAUUAACAUAGUAAAAUGAUUAUUUAGAGAACAAAAAAUGUUAAAAAUAAAAAAUCGAUAAUUUGCAAAAGUUGCCCAAAGCGAACUAAUUCUGCCCGGCUGCGAAAUAGUUUUAAUGCUAAGAGGAUAAGUACUUCAAUCUCUUAAGAGAUGGCUUUAUAAGUAUGAUUUUCUAUUUUUUACGAAAGAUAUACUUAUUAAAGUGAAGUGCAGAGUCCACUGGACUCUAUGUGACAACGAAGGAUUAAGUGCCUUUGUAUAUAUUUUAAUUAUUCAUAACGAUAUGCCGAAAAACGCGGAAGGUUCAAAUACAGAAAAACUGUAAGAUGAAAAAAUCCUUAGAGAUCGAACUGAACUCUUAAAUCAUGUUCUACCAAAUGCUUAUGUAUUUCUUUUAUAGUGCCAUCAUUUUACAUUUAUAUAUCUUUUUAUAUAAAUGUUAUUAAAAAAUUGUGAAACGUUGAAACGCUA
This is a messenger RNA of Monomorium pharaonis (pharaoh ant), 4186 nucleotides long. Its product is annotated as E3 ubiquitin-protein ligase MIB2. The transcript has 12 exons. Gene Ontology annotation, cellular component: cytoplasm. Gene Ontology annotation, biological process: protein ubiquitination. The record is from RefSeq and is a predicted model, not a curated record. NCBI's taxonomy places the organism in Eukaryota, Metazoa, Arthropoda, Insecta, Hymenoptera, Formicidae. Gene Ontology annotation, molecular function: ubiquitin-protein transferase activity; protein binding. Bases 278 to 3085 code for a protein of 935 amino acids.